Molecule: messenger RNA, 1278 nt
Organism: Paramecium octaurelia
Lineage: Eukaryota; Ciliophora; Oligohymenophorea; Peniculida; Parameciidae
Source: the annotation of a GenBank genome assembly
AUGUAUUGCAUAAGAAAGCACUUUUUACUCGAUAAAAGCUAUUUUAUAUACAUUAACCAAGACAGUAUAGAUAUCGGAGAAGUAAUAUUUUGGUUAAUAGUUAAGUCUAAUUAAAAAAUCAAGUAUGUGAUCCCAAUGAGUUUACAAACUAUAAUCGAUUGGAAAGUAAACAGAGAAAAUCAAAAAUUGGAGGCAUUUGCAGUAUGUUGGAAAGGAAAAUGGAAGUUCUUCUAUGCUGAUUAGAAUGUAUUAUUAAGAGUUAAGGAACAUAUGGAUAGAAAAGUAGCGUAUAAAAGCACGGAUUCUUUCUUUACAAUUAUGGAAAAAAUAGAAGCCAAUUAACAAAGUUCUGUAAUUAAAUAUCUUUAAUAAUUAGAUUCUAUUACUCCAGAGAAAUGAGAAUGAUUAAAUUUUUGCUUGUAAGGAGAUGAAAAAACUGAAAAAAUAUUCCUAAUUAGUAUAAUGUAUUAUUAUUGUAGUUAUUUCAAAACGAAGUUGAAGCACUGAAAUAACUGUCUCAUAAAAAUUUGGUAAAGCUUAUUGAAGUCUAUGAAUCUGAGGAUUAAUAUUAGAUAGUGAUGUAAUAUCUAAAAGGUGGUUCAUUAAAUCAGUGUCUUAAAUAUUGCAAAUUGAAGAAUCGAGAGGUAGACGUCAUUAUACAAGUAUAUUCUUUAUAUAAAUUCAUUAGUAAAUUAUGGAGGGAAUUAAUUAUAUUCAUUAAAGUGGAUUUGUACAUAGAGAUAUGAAACCAGAUAAUAUAGUAUUUAAUGAUUUGGGUUAAUUUUCACAAUUAAAAAUAAUUGAUUUUGGAAUUACAAAAAGGAUAGAGGAUUUGGAAAAAGAAAAGGAUAUGAAAUUUGGAACUCCUGGAUACAUGGCACCAGAAAUUUUUGAUUACAAAUAAAAAAUAACCGAAAAGGUAGAUAUCUUUGCAUGUGGUGCUAUACUCUACUAAAUGUAAGCAAUUAUCAUUAUUUUAGGUUGACUGGGUAAAAAUUAAUACCUGGUAGUAGUUCAAAAUAAAUAUAGGAAAAUAAUAAGAACUUUAACUUAAGUAGUUAAAUACUAUCUAAAAUAAAACAACCUGACUUCAGAAUUCUUGUUUCAUAGAUGUUAGAAAAAGAUCCAGAAAAAAGAAUUAGUGCAAGUCAGACUUUAAAUUAUUUAAAUUUGAUGAAAAUUCCUUCUGUCGGAGGGUCGAUAUCAAUUUAGAUACUCCAUCAUCAUGAACCUGUCUAACAAUUGCCUAAUUUCAAAAAAUUGAUUGAUAAGUUAUGA